UGAUAUUUGAAGUCUUUGUUAUUUUAUCCACCUGACAGUGUAAAUAUCGUUUUUUGUUGGGAAGUCCUCUGCUUCUUUCGCUAUGGAGUUUAAGCUUUUGUUGCAGUUCCUCUGUUUUUCCCACUUGUUGUUGUUGAUAUCUGGCGCCAUUAGAGAGCAAGGAGAGCGAAACCCAGAUAGGGAAGUUCUCGUUUCCUUCAAAACAGGGCUUCAAAACCGUCAUCUUCUUUCUUCAUGGAACCAAAAAAUCCAUUACUGCAAAUGGGAUGGUGUGACGUGCCAACUCGGUCGAGUCACCACGCUUGCUCUUCCAUCUCGGUCCUUGAAAGGUCCUCUCUCUCCGUCUCUUUCCUCCCUCUCAAGCCUCACUGUUCUGGACUUGUCCGCCAACUUUCUCUUUGGACAAAUACCAACUGAGUUGUCUGAGUUGACUCUGCUCGAGACCCUCAAACUCGGGUCCAAUUUUUUCACCGGGAAAAUCCCUCCCGAGCUCGGCGGCCUGAAAGCUCUUCGUAAGCUAGACCUUUCCACCAAUGCACUGAGUGGCACAGUACCGAGUCAACUGGGACAGUUGACUCAGCUACAGUUCUUGGACCUGGGUAACAAUUUCAUUUCAGGUUCUCUCCCUUCAACCCUCUUCAGAAACCUACAAUCCUUAACCUCUCUAGAUAUCUCAAACAAUUCGUUCUCUGGUAAUAUCCCACCGGAAAUUGGUGAACUUAAAAACCUGACCGCUCUUUACAUUGGCAUUAAUCAAUUUACUGGGCGGUUACCACCUGAAAUUGGUAAACUUUCACUGCUUGAGAACUUUUUCUCACCCUCCUGUUCGAUGGCAGGGCCUUUACCUGAAGAACUAUCCAAUCUAAAAUCACUCAGCAAGCUUGAUCUUUCUUAUAACCCAUUGAAAUGUUCCAUUCCAAAAUCUAUAGGAAAGUUACAGAAUUUGAGUAUAUUGAAUCUUGUUUACUCUGAGCUCAAUGGUUCAGUGCCAGCAGAGCUUGGAAACUGUCAGAAUUUGAAGAUGUUGAUGCUGUCUUUCAAUUCGUUAUCCGGGUCCUUGCCUGAGGAACUUUCAAACUUGCCUAUACUGACGUUUUCUGCUGAAAAGAAUCAGCUCUCUGGGCCAUUGCCGCCGUGGCUUGGGAAAUGGAACCAGGUUGAGUCCUUGCUGCUUUCAAGCAACCGCUUUUCAGGUAAUAUCCCACCUCAGAUAGGGAAUUGUUCAAUGCUGAAGCACCUUAGUUUGAGCAAUAACAUGUUAGCGGGUUGGAUACCAAGAGAGUUAUGCAAUGCAGAGUCACUUUUGGAGAUUGAUCUUGAUGGUAAUAACCUUUCGGGUUCCAUUGAAAAUGUGUUUGUGAAGUGUAGAAAUCUUACUCAGUUGGUUUUGGUUAAUAAUCACAUCAAUGGUUCAAUACCGGAGUAUCUUUCAGAGCUUCCAUUGAUGGUUAUUGACCUGGACUCCAACAAUUUCACUGGUAGCAUACCUGUGAGUUUAUGGAGCUCAACAAAUUUGAUGGAGUUUUCUGCUGGAAAUAACAUGUUAGAAGGUUCUCUGCCUGUUGAAAUUGGUAAUGCAGUCAUCUUGGAGACGCUUGUUCUUAGCAAUAAUCAUUUAACAGGCAGCAUACCUAAGGAGAUAGGCAAUCUGACAGCUCUUUCUGUGCUUAACUUGAACUCGAAUUUCUUACAAGGGCAUAUACCAGUUGAAAUAGGAGACUGCACGGCACUGACCACAUUGGAUCUUGGAAACAACAAUUUCAGUGGAUCAAUUCCGGUGGAACUUGCGGACUUGGAUCAGUUGCAAUGCCUGGUUCUUUCUCACAAUAAUCUAUCAGGUUCAAUCGCUUCGAAGCCAUCUUCAUAUUUCCAUCAGGCUAAUAUGCCGGAUUUGAGCUUUGUUCAGCAUCAUGGAGUAUUUGAUUUGUCAAACAAUAGAUUGAGUGGUCCAAUACCUGAAGAAUUGGGAAACUGUGUGGUUGUUGUGGAUCUUCUUCUCAACAACAAUAUGCUUACUGGCAAGAUUCCAGGAUCACUUUCUCGUUUGACGAAUCUUACAACUUUGGAUUUGUCUGGAAAUUUGCUAACAGGUUCAAUUCCUAUAGAAUUUGGUGACUCCCUCAAGCUUCAGGGCUUGUAUUUGGGGAAUAACCAGCUUACAGGAACCAUCCCUGGAAGCUUGGGUCAAGUCGGUAGUUUGGUAAAGCUAAAUUUGACUGGCAAUAAGUUAUCUGGUGUAGUUCCUGCUAGUUUUGGGAACUUGAAUGAGCUAACUCACUUGGAUUUAAGCCAUAAUGAGCUUGCUGGUGAGCUACCUUCGUCAUUGUCCCAGAUGCUUAACCUGGUGGGGAUUUAUGUUCAGCAGAAUAGGCUCUCUGGUACGUUGGAUAAUCUUUUCCCCAUUUCCCUGGCUUGGAAGAUUGAAGACAUGAAUUUUAGUAAUAACAUUUUUGAUGGAAACUUGCCACAAUCUUUGGGCAAUCUGUCUUACUUGACAUACUUAGAUCUUCAUGGGAAUAAGUUUACUGGUGAGAUUCCUUCAGAAAUUGGUAAUUUGAUGCAACUGGAGUAUUUUGAUGCAUCUGGAAACAGGUUAUCUGGACAGAUUCCAGAGAACUUAUGCGGCCUGUUUGGUCUAUUCUACUUGAAUCUGGCAGAAAACCGGUUGGGAGGACCUGUGCCCAGAAACGGCAUUUGCCAAAACCUGUCAAGAAUUUUUCUUGCUGGGAACAAUGAUCUGUGUGGGAGAAUUAUGGGUUUAGAGUGCCAGGUCAGAAGUUUUGACAGAUCCUCUUUGUUAAAUGCUUGGGGACUUGCUGGGGUUGUAGCUGGAAGUGUCUUUAUCAUUUUUACUUCAGCCUUUGCUCUACGGAGGUGGAUUACGAGAAGCAGUCAGCACAGUGAUCCGGAAGAAAUUGAGGAAAGCAAGCUAAGUAGCUUCAUGGACCAAAAUCUCUACUUCUUAAGUAGUAGCAGGUCAAAGGAGCCUUUAAGCAUCAAUAUAGCCAUGUUCGAGCAGCCGCUGCUGAAAUUGACAUUGGCUGACAUUCUCGAGGGCACCAACCAUUUCUGCAAAACAAACAUCAUUGGAGAUGGAGGCUUUGGAACUGUUUACAAAGCUACGUUGCCUAGUGGAAAGACUGUUGCAGUUAAGAAGCUAAGCCAGGCUAAAACACAGGGCCACCGAGAAUUCAUAGCUGAAAUGGAAACCUUGGGCAAGGUGAAGCACCAAAAUCUUGUUCCAUUGCUUGGCUACUGUUCUUUGGGUGAGGAGAAGCUCCUUGUAUACGAAUACAUGGUUAAUGGAAGUUUGGAUCUUUGGCUAAGAAAUCGCAGUGGGGCUCUCGAUGCCCUUGACUGGUCCAAACGCUUCAAAAUUGCAAUGGGUGCUGCACGGGGACUAGCUUUUCUUCACCAUGGUUUCAUUCCUCAUAUCAUCCAUAGAGAUAUCAAAGCCAGCAAUAUCUUACUCAGUGAAGACUUUGAAGCGAAAGUCGCUGACUUUGGGCUGGCAAGACUGAUUAGUGCUUGUGAAACUCAUGUUAGUACUGAUAUUGCUGGGACUUUUGGUUACAUUCCACCAGAAUACGGGCAGAGUGGUAGGUCUACUACAAAGGGAGAUGUUUAUAGUUUUGGUGUAAUUCUGCUGGAAUUGGUGACAGGGAAAGAGCCAACAGGCCCUGAUUUUAAAGAGAUUGAAGGAGGGAAUUUAGUUGGGUGGGCGUCUAAGAAGAUCAAAAAGGGUCAGGCUGCCGAUGUUUUAGAUGCAAUGGUUCUGAAUGCGGAUUCAAAGCAGAUGAUGCUUCAAGUGCUGAGUAUUGCUGCAGUUUGCCUGUCUGAUAAUCCUGCUAACAGACCUACCAUGCUUCACGUGUUGAAGCUCCUUAAAGGGAUCAAGGAUGAGUAACUGCCUUUGUGCUAGGAGGGUUUUUUUUUUUUUGAAGGGCUUGUGCUAGGAAGUUUUAACUGGUUUCCUUUUGUAAUAAUCUUGUAAAAUACUUACAAAGAAGCUAAAAUCUCUAUGGUGUAAUAUUUUCAGUUGCUAAUCUAAUUAUAUUUAGCUUUGACCCUUCUCAA
Messenger RNA from Theobroma cacao (cacao), 4077 nucleotides. RefSeq names its product Leucine-rich repeat transmembrane protein kinase (gene EMS1). Lineage: Eukaryota; Viridiplantae; Streptophyta; Magnoliopsida; Malvales; Malvaceae. Gene Ontology annotation, biological process: protein phosphorylation. The record is from RefSeq and is a predicted model, not a curated record. Gene Ontology annotation, molecular function: ATP binding; protein kinase activity; receptor serine/threonine kinase binding.